AGCGGUGCUCGAUAGAUCUGUUCUUUGUUGAACUGUUUCACUAGCACGUUGUAAUAUAUGUUGGCCCAUUGUAAAAUAUAUGGCUGACUAGCUAAUCUGUGUUUCCUUGGAUGUCUGUUUUAAAUUUUGAACUAAACUGGAUGGUACAAGGCGACAGACAGCAAUGUGAAAUCCCAGAGAAGCAAAACGCGACGCUGUCAGCAAGCGACCGAAACCGUAGCUAGUUGGGUAGUUAAAUUUAGCUAUCUAGUCAGCUAGCUAACUAUCCAUCUAACUAGCUAGUUACACGCUGGGGGAGCAUGCUGGACGUGGGGAAAUGGACGGUGUUUGCACUACUGCCCGCCGAGGAGCUGAGACUGAUCCGCCAGGCUUGCGUCUUCGGCAACGCUGGGAACGAGGCUCUGUACGUCACUGUCAACGAUGAGGUCUUUGCCCUGGGAACGAACUGCAGCGGUUGCCUGGGGCUGGGGGACACGCAGAGCACUAUCGAGCCGCGCAGAAUCAAUGCCCUUUGCGGGAAGAAGAUCGUGUCCCUCAGCUACGGCACAGGACCCCACGUGGUCCUCGCCACAGCAGACGGGGAGGUGUUCGCCUGGGGGCACAACGGCUACAGCCAACUCGGCAACGGCACGACCAAUCACGGCCUGACCCCGGCCCAGGUCUCUGCCAAUCUGCUGGGCAAGAAGGUGACGGAGGUGGCCUGCGGGUCCCAUCACACCAUCGCCCUCACCACAGAGGGGGAGGUCUUCGCCUGGGGCUACAACAACUCGGGCCAAGUGGGCUCUGGGUCCACCGCCAACCAGCCCACACCGCGCCGGGUCAGCAGCUGUCUGCAGAACAAAGUGGUGGUGAACAUCGCCUGUGGCCAGCUCUGCUCCAUGGCCGUGCUGGACAACGGGGAGGCUUAUGGCUGGGGCUACAAUUGCAAUGGACAGCUGGGGUUGGGCAAUAACGGAAACCAGCAGACUCCAUGUCGCAUUGCUGCCCUGCAGGGCAUCAAUAUUGUGCAGAUCGCCUGCGGCUACGCGCACACCCUAGCACUGACGGACGAGGGCCUCAUCUACGCAUGGGGUGCCAACUCCUACGGGCAGCUUGGCACAGGAAACAAGAGCAACCAGGCCGUGCCCACGCUCAUCAACAUGGACAAGGAGAGAAUGGUGGAGAUAGCCGCUUGUCACUCCACCCACACGUCGGCGGCCAAGACCCAGAGUGGGCAGGUGCUGAUGUGGGGUCAGUGCCGGGGCCAGGUGGUGCUCAGCCCGCACAUCACGCACUUCCCCUCCACCGACGACGUCUUCGCCUGCUUCGCCACGCCCUCCGUCACAUGGCACCUCCUCACUGUGGAUGGUGAUGACUACCUGACGGUGGCGCAGUCUCUGAAGAAGGAGUUUGACAGCCCGGAAAUCUCGGACCUGAAGUUCCUGGUGGACGGGAAGUGCAUCCAUGUCCACAAGGCGCUCCUGAAAAUCAGGUGUGAGCACUUCCGGGCGCUGCUGAACGAGUCCAACGAGGAGUCCAUCGCCGUCAACCAGUUCCCCUACCUGGUGUUUCGCGCCUUCCUGGAAUACCUGUACACAGACACCAUCAACCUGCCGCCCGAGGACGCCGUCGGGCUGCUGGACCUGGCCACGUUUUACCGGGAGACGCGUCUGAAGCGUCUGUGCCAGGAGACCAUCAAGAGGGGCAUCUCCGAGGAAAACGCCAUUGCGCUGCUCUCGGCCGCCGUCAAGUACGAGGCUCAGGAGCUGGAGGAGUUCUGCUUCAAGUUCUGCGUCAACCACAUGACGGCCGUCACCCAGACCCAGGCCUUCGCCGACAUGGACCACGACCUGCUCAAGAACUUCAUCCACAAAGCCAGCCGCUACGGGGCCUUCAAGAACUGAGCGGCCCGGCAGCCCUGGAGGUCGGGAGGGGGCCUGGGGUCCAGAGGGAGACUGUGGUGUGAGCUGGUGGGCUACAGUUGCAACCACCUCUGAGCGGAGCACAAUGAACAGUGACUGAGAGCUCUGUACGCUGCCCCCUGCCCAGUAUACCACUAACACAGGGUCGUGAUGGCAGAUAGAAAAGCCAUCUCUAGCAUAAGAGAGGGAUUAAGACGUAUGUCAACAAUUAAAUUGGUAAAAAGGGACACAGCUCUCCUGGUGUACUAGGAUUCGUGGGUUAGACGAUGUAGGAUCUUCAUAGCCAGCACAGGUUUUCGGAAGGUCAGACUGACUGACAGUAGAUUGGCUGAAAGCCAUUUCCCAGUAGCGUAGUGUGUUUUUGCCCAGGUGACAAGCGAAUGCUGCCCACUCUGAUCAAAGUAGUGUGCAGACCGGCCUUACUUGUCUGUCUGAGUCUUCAGCAGAGCGCGUUCCGGUGUUAGGGUGACGCACUGUACAACUGGAAUCCUGCAGUUUCAAGGACUGUAUGCCAAACUGGACUUGUAUUGGCCGAUGCUGCUUUUGAAAGACGGACACUGACCAAUAAUGUUUUCACAUUCAUACAAUGGUUCCUUUGUCAAUACUUUGAAAUGUAUGUAAAACUAAUCAAGGCCAUAGCUUACAUCUGACAUACAAGAAAUUCAUUAACUUUCCAUUAAUAAUGUAACAUUAGGAAAUGUAGCUGCAAGAGAGCUAGACUAACCAGCAGGGUGCAGGUUCAGAUUCUAGCUGUGACGCUGCCAUUGUAACGUUGAGGAAGGAGAAAACGGCACUUAUAAAUGAAUAAAUGCAUAAAUUAAUGGGUCAAAUGUAAACCAUGAUAAUGGUGUAUCAGUGAGAAACAGAGAGGUCACUUGUAGAAAGUUGUUGCUUUUGCAUGUUGCUCAGAUGCGCUGUAAGCAUGUGGUGUCAAAAAGGCUGCCACCGGCUUACCUGUCCGUCACAGGUGUGCAGGUGCGGUAUUACAUCAGAUGGCACAUUGUCCGUCUGCACUGGCAAGCGGACGAGCUGACCUCGUAGCCGCCCUGCAGCAUUCUCACUGAGGGAGCAUGUGUAGACGUACAGGUGUGGACUGUGUGCAAGUUCUAUUGUGGGACUCCUGCUGGUGGCUUAAUGAAAAGGGCUGAAGCAUUUCCACUGCCUGCUUAAAAGCAGGGAGCGAGGGAGAGUUUGUACUGACUGCUGGCCACGUGCUACGAGAACUUUUUUGACUGGGUAAACUUGUUUACAAAUUAAUGGGUAUAUAAUGCUUAUGUAAUUGUUUAUACUGUCUGUGGUGUUAUUUUGGUCAUGCCAGUUUACAGAAAAAAAAACAUACACACACCCCUUUGAAAGGUUAAAGUGAAAUGGAUUUUCUGCCAAUACUUUUAUUUGAUAGAGCUCUUGUGUCUGUGUUGAGUUGUUGAAUAAUGACAAUGUUUUUUGUAUUUUUGUAUUAAAAUGAAAAAAUGUUAGUAGCAUAUAUAGGUCUUGGUGGAUGUAUACUGUCAAUAAUAAAUUAAUAAUAACUUGGAGUUGGAAAAAGAUCUGGACAUUAACAGGGAAAAAGCAGCCAUUUAGCACCUGCGUGCGAAAACAGGAAGACGCACAAUCUAUUCUGCUCAAUGACACUAGUCGCAGACCUGUAUCAGCUAUGGAUCAGUGCAUCUACAGUCUUUGCCACGUAGAUUUACAUAUGUUCUAUCACUAACCAUUAGACAAUGCUGUUAAAAAUGCUAAUUAUGGUAAUUUUAUAUGGAAUGACCACUGAAUUGCCUUGAAAUGUUACACUGCAGCACAGAUGUUACUGGUGAAGUGGGAGUGUGCAUGGUCCUACGGGGGUGGUAGUCUUAAGUCUGUGCUUUACCGUUACCGUGCUGUUACAGUGUACUUGUUGCCCUCUCCCUUCCCUGAACACCCAGGUAGUGAGCUUUGCAGCCUCUCACCCGGAGCCGUGUGUGCAUCUCGGGCACAGCAAGGUCAACAUCCAGCAUGAGCCUCUGACCAUUUUUCAGUAACCAUUUGUUAAGGUGUGCAUGGGGCGCUGCUAAUGUUUUGCCAGAAUUGUAAUGAAAAUAUUAAUGAAAAUAAAA
Megalops cyprinoides (Indo-Pacific tarpon) is the source of this 3994-nucleotide messenger RNA. Its product is annotated as RCC1 and BTB domain-containing protein 2-like. Gene Ontology annotation, molecular function: protein binding. NCBI's taxonomy places the organism in Eukaryota, Metazoa, Chordata, Actinopteri, Elopiformes, Megalopidae. The record is from RefSeq and is a predicted model, not a curated record. Bases 300 to 1883 code for a protein of 527 amino acids. The transcript is spliced from 12 exons.